Molecule: messenger RNA, 1842 nt
Organism: Stylonychia lemnae
Lineage: Eukaryota; Ciliophora; Spirotrichea; Sporadotrichida; Oxytrichidae
Source: the annotation of a GenBank genome assembly
AUGAAAACACAAAAGGAACGUAACUCAAACUCUUAUGGAGGAUCUGGUUCAACUUUGCCUCAAUAAGCCUAGCAAACUAACAUUGCUGGUGGAACUUUGAAUAACCCCAAAUAAAACAAAAUCAAUAAUUAGAUUCAAACUGCAUCAAGAAAUUUCUAGUUCAGCUAAAUGGGUUAUAGAAACAAUACUGAAUACAAUAACAUGAAUUCUUUGAAUUCUUUUGAUAACAGCUAUCCAUAAAGGAUACAGAUUAAUUAAUAAUAGAUACAACAAUAGCAAGUAUUUCCAAAGCAUAAAAAUAUUGAUUCAUACAAUUAAAAUCCUAAUCUAACCUAUUACCAUUAUCAAAAUGUAAAGAGCUCUCAACCCACUCAAGGAAAAAACUAAUCCAUAGGCAAGAAUAAUUAAAAAAGCAAAUAGAAUUCAUUAGACAUGUCUUAGCAACCUCAGCACUUUUAACCGAAUUCUAUUUAACAAACUUCAUAAAUACAUUCUAAUGACACACAAUCAUUUACUGAUAAUCUUAUGAAGACUCUCAACUAAAAAUUAAAGGGACUGAGCAAUCCUAAGAGUAAUAACAUAGAAGGAGCCAUUAUUGAGGUUGACUCUAAAAAUAGUUCUCCCCCACUUACACACAGUAACUAAUCCUCGAAGAAAACUUCCCCUGAAAUGUAUUAGCAAAACUACCUAAUGCAAAGAAUCCUUGAGACCUUUCACAAUUAUAAUGGAACAAGCAAUGAUUUAAACUAGCAACAUUCUUUGAAUUCACAGAUAGUUAAUACAUCAAUUUGCAGUCCUAUAACCCCAAUAACAAUAAUUAGCAAGUAGAAGUAAGGCAUGCCUUAAAUGAAACUUUAGAAAUUACAGAUAGAUCUUAAUGUUGAAGAAUUUAAGGAUGAUUCUCAGAGUUCAUCAGAGAUUUAAAGUGCCUUGCUUGAGAGAAUCGACGGUCUUAUUAAGGCAGAGCAUAGCUUAAUUGGCAAGAAAGUGCUUAUACCAAGAUAAACCUUGAAAAGUCACUUUGACACAGUAAGAGAUCUAAAAUUUUGUUGUGAUGAUAAAUUGCUGGUUUCUGUAUCAGAGGACUGUAUGUUGAAGUUGUGGGAUAUAAAGCAAAUUAGAUAAACUUAGCCAGAGGAUGAGACAAUGAUUGAACCUUUUCAAAAUCUGAGAGGACAUACAGGUCCCCUCUUUUCACUUACAUCUAAUCAUGGUAAGACGAAGGAUGAUACUUUAUUGUACUCAGCAGGAAGUGAGGGUGUAAUUAGAAUAUGGAGAAUACCAAAUCUAUAAGAGUAAAAAUAUUAUCCUCAAAGUGAUGGCAAAAAUUACUGUAUAGGAGUCUUUUCAUCUCACAAAGAUGUCGUCUGGCAGCUAGCCUACCAUCCUGUUGAUGAGCAAUUACUAUCUGUUAGUGCUGAUGGAUCUGUUAAAAUGUGGAAAUCAUUCGAUUUCAAACUAAAUAAAAAUACUAACCUUAGGAGUAGCAAUACUCAUGUUAAGAAUAAGCAAUCAAUGAAUCAAGGUGAGGGAGGAUUUGAAAGCAUUGAGCAAUGCACAAAUCAUUGCUUAAUGGGCUCUUUCCUUAAUAAAAAAGAAAAUGGAGUCCUCGAGAUUCCGACAAGUGCUGCUUGGAUUAAUACUAAUCCAAAUAUGCUCAUUAUUUCCUAUAGAAAUCCUAUUUUAGGAUUAUUUGAUAGAAUAACAGUAAUUUUUGUUUGCAUAAUGCUAUAAUAUAGGGUCGUUCCAGAGGUAUCAUUAAUGUCGAAUAUGAUGGAAUCCAAAAUCAACAAAAUCAAUUCUACAAUCAGAUAAACAAAGUAAUUGUGCACCCCAAUAUGA